AUGUCUUCGGACAGUCCUCCCUCAGAUCUAGAAAUUCUCACUCUUACGGUGACUAAUCCGGGUACAGCUGUUGAUAAAGUUGUCGAUGAUGAUGCAGCAGUGGUUGAUUCCGGUCCCUCUAUUGUAUUCCCAAAAGGAGCUCCUCUCCCUAAGGUUGUAAAUCCCUCCUCGGUCCCGCUCUCAAUACCCUCUUCCUCCGCAGUUCCUUAUGCGUCAAGGAUUAAGGUUUCUCUUAGGAAUCUGAGGAAAAUGGCUCCUCCAACUUACCUCGACGAUGGAACCUCGGUGGUUCAGGCUCCGGAAUCUCUUCACCUCAAGGCUUCGGAAAUGUGGAAAGACCACAUUAUUUCUCAAUUUCAUGGUCUUCUACCUCCUGCCUCAGUUGUUUUCGCUAACUUGAAUCCCAUUUGGGCCUCGCUGGAGUUGCCAGAAUUGGUUUCUGCUUCUACUUGGGUGGUUUUGAAGAACGUUCCUCCGAUGCUAUAUUCUCUGGAUGGAAUCAGUGUCAUAACAAGUGCAAUUGGCGAACCUCUACAUGCAUAA
Microthlaspi erraticum is the source of this 543-nucleotide messenger RNA. Lineage: Eukaryota; Viridiplantae; Streptophyta; Magnoliopsida; Brassicales; Brassicaceae. The record is from the annotation of a GenBank genome assembly.